CAGACGGGGGAGUCACGGAGCCUUCGCCGCCGCCUCUAAGCUGCUGCAGCCGGACACAGAAGCAGCACACCCGGCCGCAGACACGGAGCCAUGGCCGCUGAGGGCAGCCAAUCCACGGCCUGCACCGGCUCCAGCCUGCUGCAGCCGGUCAGCGAGAUCACCAACCUGCCGCUGGACCAGGUAAACUUUGUGGUAUGUCAGCUCUGUGCUUUGCUGUCGGCCUUCUGGUUUCGUCUUUUCCUCCAUCCCAGUAAAACCAGUCCCUUCAUCAGACAUGUGGUGGCGACUCUACUGGGACUCUACUUCGCUCUGUUCUGCUUUGGCUGGUACGCUCUUCACUUUCUGGUUCAGAGCGGACUCACCUACGGCAUCAUGAUCCUGACCGGAGUCGAACACAUGCACAAGUACUGCCUGCUGGUGGCGCUCAGCUACCUGAGCCUGUGUCAGAUCACUCGAGUCUACGUCUUCGAUUACGGCAUGUACUCUGCAGACUUCACCGGACCCAUGAUGGUGAUAACACAAAAAAUCACCAGCCUGGCGUUUGAAAUCCAUGACGGGAUGGCACGGAAAGAGGAACAUCUGACUGCAGGGCAGAAGAUUCUGGCGAUAAGGAGGAUGCCCAGUCUGCUGGAGUACUUCAGCUACAACUGCAACUUCAUGGGGAUCCUGGCCGGACCCACCUGCUCCUACAACGACUACAUCGCCUUCAUCGAGGGACGACCCUGUCGCUAUAGAGACAAGGAAGCUGACAGGAAGUCCAGCAGCAAGCUGAGGCAGAGCGAGCCCUCACCAAACACGGAGGUCGUCCGUAAAGUGGCCACUUCCUUCUUCUGCCUCCUGGUCUUCCUGUCGGUGUGUAAAGUUUUCCCAGUGGAGCGAAACAUAGACAACGACUUCAUCGCCAACACGCCGUUCUACGCUCAGGUGGUCUACCUGUACCUGUCCAUGCUGACCACCAGACCGAAGUACUACUUCGUCUGGACCCUGGCUGAUGCCAUCAACAACGCCGCCGGCUUCGGCUUCAACGGCUACGACAGUGACGGCGUUCCUCGCUGGGACCUCAUCUCCAACCUGAGGAUCCUCAACAUCGAGUUUGCCACCAGCUUCAAAGUUUUCCUGGACAACUGGAACAUUCAGACAGCUCAUUGGCUCAAAAGGGUGUGUUACGAGCGAUGUCCGUACCACCCGACAGCAGCCACCUUCAUCCUCUCAGCCAUGUGGCACGGAGCUUAUCCAGGCUACUACCUGACCUUUCUCACCGGCAUCGUCGUCACACUGGCCGCUAGAGCGGUCAGACACAACGUUCGGCCAUAUUUCCUUCAGUCACCUUCCCAUAAACUUGUCUAUGACGUCAUCACAUGGGCAGCCACUCAGAUCGCCAUCUGCUACACAGUGGUGCCUUUCGUACUGUUGUCCGUCGGACCAUCGAUAAAGUUUUACAGGUCCUGGUACUUCAGUCUUCAUAUCGGCUGUGUCCUGCUCGCCAUUGCUUUGCCUGUCAAACCGAGACAUCUCCGACUCAAAGACCAGCAGAAAAACUUCCCCAAGGAGCCGGUCCAGCACCACCCGGAGGCUACAGAAAGCAACUGCAGCCAGAAGGAAAAAACUACAUGAGACAGAGGACAAAGCACAGUCCUGUACGACAUUAUAUUUCCAUUCACUUGUAUAGAAAGACGAGGAGAUUAAUCACAUCGAACGGACCUUCUUCCCGUCUGGGGUUUUAUUGGAUUCAUGGGAUGAUGGACUCGAAAACAGGUCUUGAACUUUGAAGGCCUGUGUUGUACUUGAUGAAGCUUUUUCCCUACAAAUGACUGCCAGGAACAGAAGUUCAGAGGUUCAUACCAAUACUGCGAUGAUGGAGGAUAAAAUAUAUAUAAAGUACACAUAUAUACUGAACUGUCACGGCCACCUGUGAAGUGUUAAACUAUCAUUCUGGUCAGAAACCUGCUGAUUGUUCAUCUGCAGGAAUGAAUGAGUUACAUGAAAUGAGAAUGAGAAAGUGGUGAGUGAGGGGAUGAAUGAAUGAGCAGGUCAGUGAGUUAGUGCAUUAAACAAGUGAACGAAUGAGUAAAGAAGCAGAAGAAAACGAUCUUUUCUCCUCCACAUUCCUCUGAUUUCACAGACUGACUGUCAUCGUGUUAUAAUCUAUUAAAUCACAAUGUCACAGUGUUCAUAGAAAUGAGUUCUGGAGAAAGUGCCAAUGAUUAUUCCACUCAGUCGCCUUAGUUGUUUGUUUUGUUUUUUACAAGAAAAAGAAAAAUCCUAUUUACUCUUUCUUGAUGUGUGAGCGGCGAGGAGGGCGUCGUGUUUACAUUUGUAGAUGUCAGUUUUUGUCAAGUAGUUAUUUGUGUAAUCAGCACCACUUUCUGAUAAGGCACCAGCUCUAAAUGGUUCAUUUUAUGGCACACAGGCCAACAGCCAGUCACUUUUUGUAUAAGUUAAUAAAUGGUUAUACCAUAAUGAAUCUGCAGUUGUAAAUGUUAAUAAGCAAUUUAUAGUGGCUUUUGGUCCAGAUGUCCUGCAGAAGAUAAUUGAUCAAACAGUCCAUUGAAGACGUCUCCCCAACGAAUUAAAGAGAUAAAAAGAUUCAUGGCUUAUAUCUGAUCUGUGAAACGUUAGUGAAUGAUUUAUUAACCAUUAAUAAAGCCACUAAUUACAGCAUAUAAACCAUGUAUAAAUGCUGCCUUAUCAGAAAGUGGCACCAUGUAAUUUAUGUAAUUUAAACAGAUGUGGUUUGGUGUAAGACACACAAGAGAAGACGAAGAAGAAACAAAGCUUCGUAAAAUUUUAAGAAAUGAGCUUAAACUGUAAAAUUCAAACGUCCAUAAUGUGAACAUUUCCACUGUUCAAUCGUUUGGUUCAGCUAAUCGUUCAGUUUACAAGUUAAAAUGUUUGGUACAAGUAAUGAUUCAAAUUAGAGUUUCAGUUGAGCUCGAUGUUUUUGUUUUGUACCGUGCCAUGUUAGAACCAGCUAACGUGACACAUGUUAGAACCAGCUAACGUGCCAUGUUAGAACCAGCUAACGUGCCAUGUUAGAACCAGCUAACAUGACACGUUAGAACCAGCUAACGUGCCAUGUUAGAACCAGCUAACGUGACACAUGUUAGAACCAGAUUCCUUCUAACCAUAUUUUCUUGAUGACCUCCUGUUGCUCUUCAUCAGGGUCAGAAGGUUACGAGAGGACAGAAAGACACUUUGGAUUUUACUGUCUGUUCAUGCUUGUUGUUGAAAUCAGGAAAGCACAUUUCUGUUUUCCUGUUUCCACGUUUGUAUUUUCAGUUAUGUUAAGUUUGAGUUAUUUCUUAAAUCAUUUCAUGACAGCUGGUUGAGGAUGUGACACUGCUGAUAAAUACAGAGGCUGCACAGUUAAUGUUCUCACACCGAACCACACACCUGUCUGUAGCUUGGAUAUGGGCAGUAUAUGUUUGUUUGUUAUUUGUAAAUGAUGUGAUUAA
Molecule: messenger RNA, 3455 nt
Organism: Toxotes jaculatrix (banded archerfish)
Lineage: Eukaryota; Metazoa; Chordata; Actinopteri; Toxotidae
Gene: mboat2b
Product: membrane bound O-acyltransferase domain containing 2b
Exons: 13
Coding region: 91-1614 (507 amino acids)
Biological process (GO): lipid modification
Cellular component (GO): membrane
Molecular function (GO): acyltransferase activity
Source: RefSeq, a predicted model, not a curated record